Molecule: messenger RNA, 1903 nt
Organism: Spirodela intermedia
Lineage: Eukaryota; Viridiplantae; Streptophyta; Magnoliopsida; Alismatales; Araceae
Source: the annotation of a GenBank genome assembly
AUGGCCCGGGGGGCGCUUGCUCUCAGGCCCGGCGUGGCGGAGUCGCCCUGCUGCUUCUUUCUCAGCAAUCAUCGGAUCUCUGUACUCGAUGGGUGGCGUCCCCGUUCCACUCUUCGCGCGGCUCCGCCGGCAGCCCCCCGAGCAGGAGAUCGUAGACUCGCUUUCCGACGGAGGGCCGCGCUUCUCCCCGCCGCCGUUGCUCUACCCCGCCACAUCUGCCGUAUGAGGAAAUCAGGUUCUUCUCUCUCUCUCUCUCUCUCUGUGCUCCCAAAUGGUUCCUCCCUACGCGACCUGAACUUUUCAGCAUCGAGUGCGCUCAUUGCCUGUUUGUUGGUAUACCCGAUAUGUUUGGUGGGAGGGGGGAGGACGGUCAAUUGCGAGAGUAAACGCUAGGGAGGACAGAGCUCCUGCAACCCACCUCUUUGUACCAUGGGCUAGUUUGGAUGGGUUUCCUUCAGAUGGUGAAAGUUUUAGCCGGAAAACCAAUGGAAUCAAGCUCCUGUUCUGAGAAAAAUAGACAUGGGUCUGGAAGAUGGGGGCAUGAGCGUCCACAUUCAUGCCCCUGAUGCCCUUUGCACUGUAAACUUCUUUUACAUUAGCCCUUUUUUUCCUAGAUUUGACAUCACAGUUGGAGCUGGAGAAGCCCAGUAGGAAACCCACCAGACAAGUGAACGGAAUCUUUUGGAUCCUGCUUCUGAACCUAGCUGUUUUUGUGGCUGAUCAUCUGCUUCAGGUAAUCGAACUUCUCAUCUUUCUUCUUCUUCCAAUUCUGCCCAAGGAUUUGAAGAUAGUUUGUACCUCGUUUUUAAUCAGUGAAUUUCCAAUCUUUUUGUGCGAUAUGAUUCUUCCUUUCGAUAUUACUUCCAAAGUUUCAGAGAUUCUGAUCAUCUGAGACAUGAAAUCUGUUGGGUUUUCGCUCAGCUUCAACAGGUGAAGGCGCUGUAUUUGUACCACAGGUGGCCAGCUUGGUACCAAUUUGUGACUGCAACGUUCUGCCAUGCUGAUUGGUGAGGCUUCUCCACCAUCCACAGACCCAGUGGCAAUGGCAUCUUUGUCUAGUUAUCAGAUCACAUCAAGAGUCAAUGUCAAUCUGCUUCACAUCCGGGCAAAGCUGACUUUUUUUUUUCUUCUCUUAUUUCUUAACAGGAACCAUCUUUCGAGCAACCUAUUUUUCUUAUAUAUUUUUGGUAAGAUUGCGGUGAGCCCCCACUCCAGAACUGUCUUCUAAGCGAUGUGAUGAGCUGCCGAGAUUUGUUUUCCUGUUCAAUCAGGUAAGCUGGUGGAGGAGGAAGAAGGGAACCUCGGCCUGUGGAUCUCUUACAUUGUGACUGGUGUUGGGGCGAAUCUGGUCUCAUGGUUGCUCCUCCCGAGGUCCGCAGUUUCCAUGGGAGCCUCUGGUGCUGUGUUUGGGCUCUUCACGAUCAGUGUUCUUGUCAAGGUGCGCAAGAUCUUUCUUCCAGGAAUUUCCAGAAGCUUUUCCAUGGCAGUGCUUCAUCACCAACAUAUACAUUUACCUUGCAGCUAUCUUGGGACUGGAGGAAGAUCCUCGAGGUGCUUAUUCUGGGGCAAUUUGUCAUAGAUAAGGCAAGUGUUUCAUAUACUUUAAUUAGAAAGUGCCAUUAUCGUGUAUAUAUAUAUGUGCCUGUUAUCAUCUCCUUAGAAGCUGAACCAGAGGCUUGGGCUGCGGCUGGUUGGUCUUCUUCUCUGAUAUCAGGUGAUGGAGGCGGCAAGAGCUUCGACAAGCUUGAAUGGCGGGUUGGGGAGGGAACUCUAUGGGGUCAACCACAUCGCUCACUUCUCCGGUGCCCUAAUUGGGGCUGCCCUGAUACUGCUCAUCACUAGGGUUCCAUCUCAAUCCCCAGACACAGAUCCGAAGGAUCUGGACGGGAAAUAUAAGAAGUGA